AUGGAGCCUGCGUUUGAUGGGUCGACCAGUGUGACCUCGUUCCUGGAAGAGGCUGAGUACCUUGCCGAGGCUAGAAAGAAAUUGACCGUAAAGCGACCGAACGAGGAGGAGCAGAGUCUCAUCAACGAACCACAUCUUACCUUCCGAAAUUCCCCACCGACCGUCAAACCGAUUGGAAUGAACCUGAACACUACGAACCGCACCGAACCGUCCGAAAAACCGAAACCAUCCCAAAGCUCUGCAGCACCUCAGCGACGAGACGAACCAAAAAAAUCUGACCGACCGCCAACCGAGCCACAGUGUUGGAGAUGUGGUAAAAGGGGUCAUCUCCGAUCACAAUGCACCUCGAAGCCGCUGCUGUUCUGCUCUCGAUGUGGAGACAAGGAGUACGCUGCACUCUUGGACACCGGAGCUACCAGGUCCUUCAUCAGCAGUGAAGUGGCCGCCUACUGUAAGGUAGUUGGUAUACAACCGGAUUAUGUUAGAGACGUUACCACCACUGUCGCUAACGGAAGUUCCAUACCCAUUAGAGAAAUAUAUACCACACCGAUCCGGAUUGGGCCUGAAAUUCUGGAAGCUAAAUUGUUAUUAGUUUCAGAUCUACCUGUCGAUGUGGUCCUGGGAAUGGAUAUACUGAGGACACACAAUUUUUCAGUCAACCUGCAAACCGCCGAAUGUUUCCUGAAUGGAAGGUCUAUCCGAGCCCGUCCCAGUGAAUCAGAGAACCGAGGACAGUUACAUACGAUAGGACCGCUUUUGACGUCCCUGAGUGGAGAAGAGAAAGUCCGACUGGAAGAGUUCUUGCAAACCAAAUUGAAGGCAUUCGAAGACCUCCGAGGAACCACACCCCUGAUCCAACACCGUAUUAAACUCAAACCAGGCACCGAACCCAUCAAGCAGCGUUAUCGUCCUCAAAAUCCGAAGAUGCAGGAAAUAAUAAACCAGGAAGUUGACCGAAUGUUGGCCGAAGGCAUCAUUGAACCGUCCUCAUCUCCGUGGAGCUCACCAAUAGUAAUUGUCCAGAAAAAGGAUGACUCUGAAGCAGAAAUUGACACAAUCACCGGUAUUGGCCUGUCCGGACUUUUCGAAACCUUUGUCCUUCAAACCGAUGCUUCAGAUGCAGGACUGGGAGCUGCUGUGACACAGACCGUUGAUGAACAGGAAAGAGUUAUAGCUUAUGCUAGCAGGACCUUGUCAGGUCCAGAGAAAAAUUACUCUGUUACAGAAAAAGAAUGUUUGGCAAUAGUGUGGACCAUUGACAAGCUGCGACCGUAUCUGGAAGGCUACCGUUUCACCGUUAUAAACGACCACAUGAGUCUGCGAUGGCUACAAUCUAUCAAGUCUCCCACCGGAAGAAUUGCGAGAUGGAGCAUAUUUCUACAACAAUAUGACUUCGAUAUAAAGUACCGGAAAGGAACCCUUAACCGUGUAGCAGACAGUCUGUCCAGAAAUCCGUUACCGUUACCGACCGAGACCAUCUGUCUGACCGAGGAUACUGUAAGUUGUACAUGGUACAGGAGGAAAUUGGCCGAGGUAAGAGCGAAUCCCGCAGCGUUUCCCGAUUACACUAUUGUGUCCGGAAAAUUAUACCGUUACUUUUGGGAUUCAGAUGACUUUACCGAGCCGGAAUUCGGAAAUCCGUGGAAGUUAUGCGUUCCAAGGGAAGACCGAAUAGAUAUUUUACAGGAAAACCACGACCGACCGACCGCUGGACACCUGGGGAUAGCGAAAACCAUAUCUCGAAUAGCCCGGAACUACUAUUGGCCAGGAAUGUUCAGAGAAAUAGCCCGUUAUGUCCGUAGAUGUGGUACGUGUCAGAGAUACAAGGUUCCACAACAGAAGCCACCGGGGAAAAUGCAUCCGUAUAUGGACCGAUUUUCGAAAUGGGUAGAAGCCAGGCCCUUGAGAAGAGCAACCGCAAAGGGUGUGUACCAGGCUUUGUACGAGGAUGUAAUCCUGAAGUUUGGAUGCCCGAAAACCGUCAUUAGUGAUAAUGGAUCCCAGUAUGAUAGCCGGUUGUUCAAGGGAAGUUUACGAGAUCUUGGGAUCCGACACCGUUUUGCACCAGUGUAUUCUCCCCAAUGUAACCCCGUAGAAAGAGCCAACCGUACCCUUAAAAUCAUGAUAGCUCAGUUCUGUGGAAAGGAUCAGCGUACCUGGGAUGAGCAUCUGAAGGAGUUGACCUUCGCAAUAAACUCUGCAAGGCAGGAGUCGACCGGAUACACCCCAGCGUUCCUGAAUUUUGGUAGGGAGAUGCGUUCACCGAACGCCAAGUAUGUAGCUGAGAUGGCCAACCGGGAUGAAAAGGAUCACACCGAACCGGACACCGAACCGCAGAUUAGCCCAAGCUUUCUCCCAGCAGAGCCACUACUACAAUCUACGCCGGAGGGACUAGCGAUGCAGAAUAAGAGACCAGGUGUACCGAAGGGAGCAUCCCUCAUCUUCUGCAGUAGAGGGAAUUGCCGCCAAAUUGGCCCCGAAAUAUUCCGGUCCAUAUACCGUUGUCAAAGUAAUCUCUCCGGUAGUGUAUAACAUCAAGGAUGGCGGUGGUAAGGUUUUCCGACAUGUUCAUAUUAAAGAUCUGAAGCCCUCUCUUGAAGAGGGGUUGUCUGAAAUAUAAAUACCGUUACUAACCGUAUAGUAGUACCGUUCAAAGCGAACAG
Messenger RNA from Coccinella septempunctata (seven-spotted ladybird), 2663 nucleotides. RefSeq lists its product as uncharacterized. The record is from RefSeq and is a predicted model, not a curated record. Gene Ontology annotation, molecular function: nucleic acid binding; aspartic-type endopeptidase activity; zinc ion binding. NCBI's taxonomy places the organism in Eukaryota, Metazoa, Arthropoda, Insecta, Coleoptera, Coccinellidae. The coding region runs from base 1 to 2532 and encodes 843 amino acids. The transcript has 7 exons. Gene Ontology annotation, biological process: DNA integration; proteolysis.